AUGCAGAGCCAGCGAUCACGACUACGAAUGGGGUACCCGCGCACAGCAGACAGAGAAGCACAACGACAACGGUAUGCUACUACCGGCAGCGGUCCUGUCCGUCAGAGCCUCUAUGACUGGGCUGUUGCCGCUUCCCCGGGACCAGACAUGCGGGACUUGGAGUCGAGCGACGAUAGCGAUGGAGACGUGGAGGGCAUGAGCAUCACCGCUCCGGAGGCCGAACCCAACGCAAGGCAGGAUCUCCAACGACUCGAGAGCGCAUUACAAAACUAUCGCUCAGCAAGGGAUGCUCUCAGAUCAAGCCGGUCAUCGGACUUGGGGGCUGUCCCAACAGCCAGCGCCCUUCGAGCAUAUUGGAACGAACCACCCACCAAUGCUGAUACAGCCACCACCAGAACCCCCACUACCUUGGACGUUCCCAGCCAGUCCCGAUAUGAUUCACUAAGGCGGCAUGCGGAAUAUGUACGAUUAUACGGCGGUCGCGAGCGCAGGACGCUGGGGUCUGACUUCCGGUUGACCACAAGAGCGGAACGUAAGAAGUCCGAGGCCUUCGUACGUGUGCGGAACACGAUUCGAUACUUGUCGCAAUUACGACACACUGGGGUGGAAGGUGGUUUCGAACUUGCCUCGCAACUUGAUCUGGACUCAUUGUAUGACUCCGAAGAAGCCAACAUUCCCAGCGAUCUUCCCAUGCAUAUCGGCAGUCUCCCUGUACCGCAAUAUAGUUCGUGGUUGGAGCCAGGAAUGGUCUGGCACGGUCUGCAGUCAACCGAGAGGCAACCAGCUCGCAAUACCGGGACAGUGGCAUCGAACAUCCGGCGAGAGAGACAGCGAGACCUCCUCCGCCGAACUUUUGCUCGACGGAGGGAGAUGGACAUGGGCAACAUCAACGCCGACCUUGACCGUCUUCCAUCGGAAUCACUACUCGAUGCGGAUCGCUAUCUAUCUGAUCUCUUGCAAGACGGCAAUGGUCGAUGGGGGUUUUCCCAGCUCUCAACACUACCCUUGACAUCCCAUCCUGCUCACACGUCGUCCAGUCCAAGCCAAGAGUCAGACCAUUGGCCCGUCAGAGUUACCAUCCAUUCCGUUGACUAUAGUAACAUGGCGCUAACAGGCACAAUGUCGGCAAGCCACAUGCCGGAGAAACUCUCGUCGUCACAACAGCCUGUCUCUCAACCCUAUACCGCCACCACCAGCAUGUCCUCAUUCUUCACAGGCGAGAUCAUCGAUUUCCGACAACAGCCGUUGGAGACCGAGGCAGAGGGACGCGAUUACCGAGUUGGCGGCCUUGACACAGAUGCGAGGUACUGGGCCCGUCUCGGGCCAUUUAGGAAAGAAAUCGAAAAGGUGCGCAACCUGCGCGGCAAGAGAAGAAGUGAAUACCACCAUGACAGUCGACUGUGGGACGCGUUCCGCAAAGCCGCCGGGGCUGAGGGCGACAACAAAGACUCUCCUGGGCCGUCUGACAGCAACUUCAGCCCUUCGACCGACCCCGCCGAGACAGAGAUGGCAUCAAACACCGACUCUACCGGGACGACGGGCGCCGAGACGGAAGAAAGCAGAGAGGUCGAGGCAGACGAGGUCAUGGCCCGCAGCUUGGGCAGUGCCAAGUGGAUUGCAGAGAAGCUGGGACGGGAAUGGAUCUUGAUGCGCUGGAAAGAGCAGUGCUUCGUAACGCCUCCUGAAGCGGCAGGACCUGCUUCCGCUUCCGAUGCCACGCCAACCACCAUACUCACGACGUCGACCACGACGCCACUCGCCGGAUCCUCCUCCACGACUGCGAACGACAACAAUUCCGCCAGCACCUCGUGGGGCCUCACCAUCUCCGGAUUUUACUAUAUCGCGCUGAACCGUCUGACGGGCGAAAUCGAUGGGUUGUACUACGAUCCAGGCUCACAGCCUUAUCAGGCACUCAGGAUGGUUCCCGAGGGGACUUCGAUGCGAGGGCUAGUCAACCGGAGUGGAUCCGGGAAUGAGGAGGCGGCCUACCCAGCACAUUCGUCGACCGGAUCAUUUGGUGGUGGUGGGAGAGCCCGUGUCUGCGGAUGUGGCGGGGUGAAUUGCAAGGAAAGAGUUGGACUGAAGAAAUGGUUCCCAUCAGUUGAGUUUCGGUGA
Capronia coronata CBS 617.96 is the source of this 2115-nucleotide messenger RNA. RefSeq lists its product as uncharacterized. NCBI's taxonomy places the organism in Eukaryota, Fungi, Ascomycota, Eurotiomycetes, Chaetothyriales, Herpotrichiellaceae. Gene Ontology annotation, biological process: negative regulation of gluconeogenesis; protein catabolic process in the vacuole; proteasome-mediated ubiquitin-dependent protein catabolic process. The record is from RefSeq and is a predicted model, not a curated record. The transcript has a single exon. Bases 1 to 2115 code for a protein of 704 amino acids. Gene Ontology annotation, cellular component: GID complex; extrinsic component of membrane.